GUAUCACUAUAUAUCGUGCUGAAAAUGUGACGUAUUGCAGUCGUGUAUCCGCGUGCAUCUUACGGUCGAUGUAUAGCAUUAUGAUAAAUUUUUUCGCACUUUAUAUCGAUGUGAAUUGCUAGAUGUUAUAUUUGUACUGAUAAAAUACAGACUAAAUGGGUCGCAGAGCAAAAUUUGACGAAAAGCAAAUUCCCAGCGGGCGCGGGAAAAAGGCAAAAAAGCAGGGGGAUCCAGUUUUUCCAAAAGGAGUCUUGGUUCAAGAGGCAACUAAAUUAAGCCAUCGCCAGAAGCAAAGAGUAAAGAAGAGGUUAGUAAAGAAUGAACAAAUUAAAGAAAAUGCAAAGAAGUUACUCAAGAAGAAGGCUACUACGCUCGAAGAGCAAGUACAGUUGAAGAAGGCUAAAGAUAUAAAACAGCUGAAAAAGAAGAAAGAGGACAAUGUUAAACCUGAAUUAGUUAUUGACAGUAAUAGCCACAGUAAGAAUGAUAAAGUAAAAACUCAAUCUAAGAAUUACACUAAGAAUGAUGAGGUAAAGACUUGGCCUAAUACUCUAGCGUCUAAAUCGGAAACGAAAGUUAAGCAAAAUAAAAAGAGAAAAAGAGAGAAGCAGAAAGCCAUGGUUAAGAGUGUAGCAAGUGACAGUGAUGAAAUCGAUGAGGAAAAAGAUGAAACUGAUGAAGAUGUUGAAGACGAAGAAAUGGGACAGGAUGAAAAAGACAUGAGUGAUGAUGGAAAUCAAUUGCUCUUUAUGGCAAAGGCGAAAAAGAAGCUAAAGAAGGCAAAACAAAAGUUAAUGAGUAGUAAUGUAGAAAGUGAUGGUGAAGAAAUGUCGCUUAGUGACGAAGAGUCUGUGGAGAAUGAGCAGAUGGGGCAUGACGAUAACAGUGAAGAGGAUGAUGAUAAUGAAGAAGAUGGUAAUAGUGAAAAAGAUGAGGAUAGCGAAGAAGAUGAUAAUAGUGAGGAUGAAUUGCUUCCAAUAGAAAAAGCUAACAAGAAAUUGAAGAAGAAAAAAGAGGAAGAAGAGAAACUGGCGAACAAAGAGAUGGAGGAUAUGAUGGCUCAUCAAAGUGUAUUCACUUUCCCGACCAAAGAAGAACUUGACAACGUGAGCAACUUGAAAGAAGUUCAGCAGCGAAUAAGAGACGUUAUCAUGGUGCUAUCGGAUUUCAAGAGAUUGCGAGAGGAAAAUAGAGCGCGCACCGAGUAUACGGAACUACUGCGGAAAGACUUAUGCACGUAUUACAGUUACAACGAUUUCUUAAUGGAGAAAUUGAUGCAAAUAUUUCCACUGGACGAGUUGUUAGAGUUCUUAGAAGCGAGUGAAGUACAGAGACCUAUGACUCUUCGCACCAACACUUUGCGAACGCGACGCCGCGAUCUAGCGGAGGCCUUAAUCAAUAGAGGAGUUAAUCUGGAUCCAAUAGGAAAGUGGACAAAGGUUGGACUAGUGGUGUAUUCCUCGCAGGUGCCCAUGGGUGCGACACCGGAAUAUUUGGCUGGACAUUACAUCAUACAAGGCGCAUCCAGCUUCUUGCCCGUUAUGGCGCUCGGACCAAUGGAAAACGAAAGGAUUCUCGACAUGGCUGCUGCACCGGGCGGCAAAGCCUCGCAUAUUGCAGCCCUCAUGAAAAAUACUGGGGUACUGUUCGCCAACGAUGUACACAAGGACAGGCUGAAGGCUGUCGUUGGUAAUUUUCACAGACUCGGUAUCGUCAACUCUGUAAUCUGCAAUUACGACGGAAGAAAAUUCCCGAAGAUUAUGAAAGGCUUCGACAGGGUCUUGUUGGAUGCUCCGUGCACGGGCACAGGAGUGGUCGCGAAAGAUCCCAGCGUCAAGAUGAGUAAAGAGGGAGUAGACAUUCAACGUUGUUGCACGCUGCAGAGAGAGUUGCUCUUAGCUGCAAUAGACAGCGUCAAUGCACGUUCGGACACCGGCGGCAUUAUCGUUUACUCGACCUGCUCGAUUUUGCCAGAAGAGAACGAGUGGAUCGUCGAUUAUGCAUUGAAGAAGCGCGACGUUAAAUUAGUACCCACUGGAUUGGAAUUCGGAACUGAAGGCUUUACAAGUUACAGAGAACAUCGAUUUCACCCCUCGCUCAAGUUGACUAAACGGUUUUACCCACAUGUACAUAACAUGGACGGCUUCUUUGUCGCUAAACUGAAAAAGUUCUCGAACCUGAUUCCCGGUCAGAAGAAUACAAACGAGAAAGCUGAUGAUUAAAGUUCGAAUUAUGCAAUUAAUUGUAUAUUCCUUUCAUUGUAUAUAUACAUAUUUUAUUAUGUAUAUUUAUGUAUAUUUUCUAUGGCAGUAUUGAUAACCUGACAUCGUUACUGUUCUUAUUACCAUAUAGUUGGAAAAGUUACUUUGUGAAAACGAUUAUUUGCAUAAAUAUUCUAAUUGUCAUAAAGUAACAUUUUAUAAUAUGCAGAUUUAUAUUUUGUGUGUCAGAUUUUGAGAUUACGUACAGUUGCGUAACAUCAGAGAUUGUGCGUGAUCGAGUCGAGGAUCUCGAAUCAUUUUAUUUAUUAAUUUACAGAUGCCAAGACAGUUAUUUAAAAUUAUAUUCAAGGAAUUAAACGCCAUCUCUAU
Molecule: messenger RNA, 2591 nt
Organism: Ooceraea biroi (clonal raider ant)
Lineage: Eukaryota; Metazoa; Arthropoda; Insecta; Hymenoptera; Formicidae
Product: 25S rRNA (cytosine-C(5))-methyltransferase nop2
Biological process (GO): rRNA base methylation; maturation of LSU-rRNA
Cellular component (GO): nucleolus
Molecular function (GO): rRNA (cytosine-C5-)-methyltransferase activity; RNA binding
Source: RefSeq, a predicted model, not a curated record